Messenger RNA from Pectinophora gossypiella (pink bollworm), 698 nucleotides. Its product is annotated as allergen Tha p 1-like. The record is from RefSeq and is a predicted model, not a curated record. Lineage: Eukaryota; Metazoa; Arthropoda; Insecta; Lepidoptera; Gelechiidae. Bases 154 to 534 code for a protein of 126 amino acids. The transcript has 3 exons.
UUUAUUUUUCCACAGGAGCUUGGGAGCCGAUGAUCCAGUUGAUCGCCUAUAUAAAUAAGACUUACUCGACUGAGAACCAUAAUCAACCGCCACUAGCCGAAGUGAGCACACGUGAAAAAAUACUUUAAAGGACUCUCUAAACUUUAGCCAAACAUGAAGACCUUCAUCGUCUGCGUCCUGGCCCUGGCCGCAAUCGCCGCCGCCCGCCCCAACGAGGAGUACACCGACCGUUACGACAACAUUAACGUGGAAGAGAUCACCGGCAACAAGCGGCUGCUCAUCCCGUACAUCAAGUGCGUGCUCGACCAGGGCAAGUGCUCGCCUGAGGGCAAGGAGCUCAAAUCCCACAUCAGGGAAGCCCUUGAGAACUACUGCGCCAAGUGUACUGAGGUCCAGAAGACGAAGACGCGUCAAGUCCUCCGCCACCUGAUCAACAACGAGGCCGACUACUGGAGCCAGCUUACCGCCAAAUACGACCCCCAGCGCAAAUACACCCAGAAGUACGAAGAUGAACUCAAAACCCUCAAGGCUUAAGUCCAAAAUCAAUUGGUCUUAAGCCCAAACUCAUAAGGUCUUAAGACCGAAGUUCCUCAAAUUGGAGAUAAGCAGAGUAUGUGAUUAUAGACUAACUACGAUGUAUCAACAGUUCAAGUAUUUUGUGAUACUUAUAAGAAAAUAAAUCCCUAUCUGUGAUACCA